AACGGAUUUCGGCGGUGAGGACGUAUGUUGUUUCGCUCCGAGAUAAUUCGACCUUUCGAAAGACGUUAACAGUGAAAACUUAUAGUAAAAAUCCCCCCAGUUGAAAGGAUCAUUUUUUGUUCUUUGUCUAGUUCCUCGUGUAAAACAGCACUAUGUCGAAAAAUUGCAAAAUUUGUAAUAAGCCGGUAGGUCGCAAGAAUCCCGGCCUCGAGUGUCAUGGUUUUUGUAAGCGAUCUUAUCACCAGUCUUGUUUAUUGAUGACACAUGAAGUAUUUAUUGCAUUGCGGUCUGAAGGAAUCACCUGGGCAUGUUCGGAUUGUCGCACAUUGGAUUCCCCGAGAAGGUUUACCGCGGGUCCUAGGGUGGCAACGACUUCGGCGAUCCACGCACCGGAGGAUGAGGUGGAUCUAGUAGCGGCGAUCGGAGCAAUGAGGGCUGAUCUUCAAAGCAUACGGUCACAACAAACAGAGCUACUAACGUCUGUUAAUUUUUGUUCGAACAAAAUAACGGAUUUUGAAGCUCAACUCAAAGAAAUGAGGAAGAGCAUCUCUAAGAUCGAUGAUGUCGUCGCAGAGAACAAGAGGUUGAGGGCUGAGCUGGAUCAGGUGAAUAGAAGGCUCACUGAUAUGGAACAGAUGUCUCGUAUCAAUAACUUGGAAAUUGUUGGGGUCCCAGAGGUGAGAAACGAAAACUUGGUAGAAAUAUUUGAGAAAAUAACCGAAAGUCUAAACUGUAAGAUGAAUGCCAGUGACAUCGAUGAUAUUCACCGGGUCCCUAUCAAUAAGAAUGGUUCCAGCCAAAUAAAAAACAUUGUAGUUAAACUGCACUCAAGAAGGAAUAAGGAAAAUCUGUUAGCAGCCGUUAAACAAACAAAGUCCAGGUCUAAAAUUAAGUCGAACUCAAUCAAGGUGGACGGUGUAUCCGAUCAUCUGUACAUUAAUGAACAUCUUACAUUAAACAAUAAACUCUUAUUCAAAGAAGCUCGAGAAACGGCAAAGUCCAAAAAUUAUAAAUAUGUUUGGAUCAAGAACUGCAAUAUUUACAUGAGAAAAGACGACAGUUCACGUGUACUACAGAUAAGAUCACAUGAUAACCUUCUUCAUCUCAAGUAGAUGAAAUCAAAAGCCUAAGAAAAAAGAUCAACAUAGACCCUUCAUUCCCAUGGAAUCGUCCAAUAUCAAACUUUA
This is a messenger RNA of Coccinella septempunctata (seven-spotted ladybird), 1187 nucleotides long. RefSeq lists its product as uncharacterized. Gene Ontology annotation, molecular function: single-stranded RNA binding. The coding region runs from base 153 to 1112 and encodes 319 amino acids. Gene Ontology annotation, cellular component: ribonucleoprotein complex. Gene Ontology annotation, biological process: retrotransposition. The record is from RefSeq and is a predicted model, not a curated record. Lineage: Eukaryota; Metazoa; Arthropoda; Insecta; Coleoptera; Coccinellidae. The transcript has a single exon.